Messenger RNA from Drosophila willistoni, 1395 nucleotides. Its product is annotated as serine protease easter. The record is from RefSeq and is a predicted model, not a curated record. The transcript is spliced from 3 exons. Gene Ontology annotation, molecular function: serine-type endopeptidase activity. The coding region runs from base 163 to 1341 and encodes 392 amino acids. NCBI's taxonomy places the organism in Eukaryota, Metazoa, Arthropoda, Insecta, Diptera, Drosophilidae. Gene Ontology annotation, biological process: proteolysis.
ACCUUAUCUGUUUAAGAUCGGCAGAGAUUUUAUUGCAGUGUUUAUUUUGAUAGCUUCUUCUCUCUAUAAGGUUGAGUAUUACAAAGUGAAAACUACUGGACGACGCCUUGAGCGAGGACUAUCAAGUGAAUUAAGAGAUUAUAAUUUUAAAAAGCAAUAAAUAUGACAAAACUAGUCAUAUUCGUUAUAUUUGCGGGACUUUUUGUAAAUUUGGCUACAGGUCAAUUCUAUUUCCCCAACGAGGCGGCACAAGUGCCUAACUAUGGUCGUUGUGUGACCCCAAAUCGGGAACGUGCCCUCUGCAUUCAUUUGGAAGAUUGCAAAUAUCUUUACGGGAUUCUGACUUCUACGCCAUUGAGAGAUGAAGAUAAGUUGUACCUUAGUCGCAGUCAAUGUGGCUAUUUCAAAGGCAAAGUGCUGAUAUGCUGUCCAGAUCGUUACCGGGACAGCACUCCCGCUAAUAUGCAACCUAUAAAGCCGAAUAUAACCAGCAACGGGCUGUUACCUCUGCCAGGUCAAUGCGGAAACCUGCUUUCAAAUCGCAUAUACGGUGGUGUUAAAACCAAAAUUGAUGAGUUUCCUUGGAUGGCCUUGGUGGAAUAUACCAAAGCUGCCGGCAAUAAAGGACAUCAUUGUGGCGGGUCUUUAAUAAGCACUCGUUACGUGGUUACCGCUUCGCAUUGUGUCAAUGGCAAGAGUUUGCCGGCGGACUGGCGUCUAACUGGCGUACGUUUGGGUGAAUGGGACACAUUAACCAAUCCGGAUUGCGAGGUUGAUGUGCGUGGCAUGAAGGAUUGUGCUCCGCCACACAUGGAUGUGCCUGUGGAGCGCACUAUUCCACAUCCGGCAUACGAUCCCAACUCUAAGAAUCAGGUCAAUGACAUUGCUUUGCUUCGCUUGGAUCGACAGGUGGAAUACACAGAUUUCAUUCGCCCCAUCUGCUUGCCAUUAAAUACGAAUUUGCGUUCAGCCACAUUUGAUGGAAUAAGUAUGGACGUGGCUGGUUGGGGAAAGACGGAAGAAUUGUCGGCUAGUAAUCUAAAACUGAAGACAACAGUUGAGGGUCUUAAACUGGAUGAUUGCCAGUCUGUUUACAAUCGACAAAAUAUAUUGCUAGAGAGUUCGCAGAUGUGUGCAGGUGGCAAGGAAGGCAUCGACUCGUGUCGUGGUGAUUCAGGUGGACCGCUUAUAGGUCUCGAUACGAACAAGGUGAACACCUAUUACUUUUUGGCGGGAGUAGUGUCGUUUGGACCCACGCCCUGUGGUUUGGCUGGUUGGCCUGGGGUGUAUACGAUGGUAGGAAAAUAUGUUGACUGGAUCCAAAAUACAAUUGAGGCUUAGAAUUCUUAUUUAUAAAUGUACUAUUCGUGUAAAUAAAAAUAGACUACUUUCGAA